Messenger RNA from Linum tenue, 297 nucleotides. Lineage: Eukaryota; Viridiplantae; Streptophyta; Magnoliopsida; Malpighiales; Linaceae. The record is from the annotation of a GenBank genome assembly.
AUGCCAAUGACGGAUUCACCGUGUACGAUUGCAGCAACGGCGAGUUGGUCUUCCGAUCCGGGUCGACUCGUGCGAGCCCGACGCCUGGGACAGAGACGAGCUCGUCCUCAUGGGUCCCCACGGCCGCUGCUUAAUCACUUUCCGAAAGAAGGAGUCGAGUCUGCAUCAGCGGUGGGAAGGAUUUUUGGGGGAGAGGAAGGAAGGGCAGAAGGCAAUGUUCAUCGUGAGACGGUCUUCAAUAAUCGGACACUCAGGGAUGAGCGUGCAGGUGUACAAGAACCCAGGGGAGGAGUAUGA